AUGAAAGUCCUUCUAGUUAUUGCCGUGUUUAUAACAUUGUGUGCUGGCAGUGCCAUACCCUUGGUUCCUGGUGAUAAUUAAUUAGAGAUUUAAAGCAAUUACAUAGAGGGUGAGAGCCGCUACAUUUGGAUGCCGGAUGGAGAGGGUGUGCCGAGACUAGUAGACUUAAAAGAGCCUGUAGAUGAAAUUCCGCCCAAUACUCGUCGUGGUGCCAAUAAUCAAUACUGGCUUUUAACCAGGCAAAACCCUACCAUUUAUCAAAUUUUGGAAGAUGGUGAUGUCAACUCUAUUCUAAACUCUUAUUACGACGGUAGCAGACCUUUAGUAGUUGUUGUACAUGGGUGGAUUGACAAUGCAUAUACCGUACUAUCUAUGGGACAUACUUUUCUUGCCGUAUACGAUGUUAACGUCAUCGCAGUGGACUGGCGUACUGUCGCUAAUUUAAAUUAUGUUACUGCCGUUAAUGGCGUUCCUGAAGUAGGUCAAUUUCUUGGCAACUUUGUCAACUGGCUUAUUGAGACUGUUGGAGGGAAUUGGAACAAUGUGCACUUGAUAGGAAUUAGUUUGGGCGCUCAUGUUGUGGGCAGUGCAGGCCUGCAGGUUGGAGGACGAUCAGCUCGUGUUACUGGUAUAGAUCCAGCAGGUCCUUUAUGGAGUGGAAAUCCUAACGCUCUGAACGCAAGUGCAGCACAAUACGUUGAAGGAAUUCAUACUGAUGGCGGUCGUCUUGGUAUAUUUGAUCCAAUUGGAGACGCUGAUUUCUACCCCAAUGGGGGCAGGCAUCCACAACCUGGCUGCUUGACAAUCGUAUGCUCUCACGGUCGCUCAUUUACACUGUUCGCAUCCAGUGUUAUUACUGAUCACUUACAAGGAAGAUCGUGCACCGGUAUUGAACAAGCUGAAAAUGUACAGUGCAGCGGUACCGUAUUCAACAUGGGCAAUGGCAUUUUCACUAAGAGAGGAGCUGGCAUUUACGGAUUAACUACUGAGGAUUCGUGGCCUUAUUAG
Molecule: messenger RNA, 1008 nt
Organism: Achroia grisella
Lineage: Eukaryota; Metazoa; Arthropoda; Insecta; Lepidoptera; Pyralidae
Product: pancreatic triacylglycerol lipase-like
Exons: 5
Biological process (GO): lipid metabolic process
Molecular function (GO): lipase activity
Source: RefSeq, a predicted model, not a curated record